Amoebophrya sp. A120 is the source of this 2499-nucleotide messenger RNA. Lineage: Eukaryota; Dinophyceae; Syndiniales; Amoebophryaceae. The record is from the annotation of a GenBank genome assembly.
CAAGCAUGAUGAGCUGUGCAGAAGAAUAAACCGCAUCAAAAUAUUUAAGUAAUUGCAAAGCAGCUACAAGUUGCACUUGCAGUCAGUGAUUCAUCUCGGGCGGAGGUUAGAAUAAACUUUUUGUACGGGCUAGUAGGUUUGCACUUGCUUCUCUCUAGCAAAGAAGAAGAACAUGUCGGCCGCAACCCCGACCGCUAUCCGGAUGGACAACCCAUCUUCCCCCGCCUCGCCACGCAGGUCUAAGGUGGAAAUGGCGCAGGAGGGCUACGUGGCGUUUCUGAAUGCCAAGCUGGCGAAAUUCUCCCGCCCGCUGUGCCUCGCGCUCACCAUCACCGUGCUGAACUUGAUCUUUUUUGUAACCAUGUUUGCCGUCCUAUCAGAGUGCACAGCUACUCCCCCUCCCCCUCAUUUGUAAUGCAAAAUACCAAAGCCACCCUUUGCCCCUUGGCAUGUUUUGCAUGACAAGCUCUGGCAGGAGCCCAAGUAGCACUACACUCCUGUGCAAAUUUGUCAUGCAAAACCUGCAUUCUUGCUAACACUUGUAUUGCCGUUCAUGCUAUACAAAUGAGGGGGACCGAGGGGGAGUAGUUGUGCACUGUCAUACGUCCUGAUGGUUCAAUGCCCCGUGGAAGAGUUCUCUUCGCUGCACAUCGCUAUCAACUGUAAAUACGUCUGGGUCUGGAAUAAAGGUUGAACCUGUAUUGCGUGACUCGCAUAUCUAAAAAAUCUGUACUGCAUAAGCAGCAAAUUAUAAAGCACCACACUUUCGUUAUGCAAGAGCGCACUUUGUAAUGCGUUCUGCGCAUGAUCAAACGUUUGGAAACUUUGUCAUGCUGCACUGCACUCAAAGCCACAGUCAAUCGCGUUCGUGAGCAUUCAGCAUUACAAGUUUAUUCCGGACCCAGACAUGAUAUUUGCAUUUGAUAAUCGCACCCUUCGGGCAAAUCAACUGGAUGAUUAAAAACGACAUGAUCGAUUGCCUCCAAAUGGUGGGCUUCCUGUACUACGACACCAACAUCUCAUUCCCGCCGCAGCGUCGCGAACUGGAAGAGAAAACCGUGAUCCUAUCCCACGAAAAAACUGCUUCGCUGUGAUGAUUUAGAUUUCAUUGCAAGAUCUGCAUCACGAGUUUGAUGAUGAUGUUACACAUGACACAGAAAAUUUGUCAUGCGCGCUCGCCAAGGGAGCACACGCGUGAAGAUUCUAUGUCUUGCAGGUGUAGCAAAUCAAACACUUUUGUGUUUUAUUUUCUGCAUCACAAGUUCAUAGUGAAACAGUUUUUUCUUGCGAUAUAUCCCGGACGACCUGCAGGCCCAGCUCCGCUCCUUGGCUGCUACUGGUACUGCGAAUACGCCAUCGCCCGCCGCACACCCGCAGCGCGGUUGGGGACACGGUAUUGAUUUCUACUUGAUAUGAUUGUUUAGUUACGCAGAGCUCAUGACGCCGCGGAUUCAUUUUCGUGUAGAUCUUGUUGCAGAUUAUGAUUGGACAAAAUAACAAAAAUGCAACAGCUCCUCCGACUUCGCGCAAACGGCUAAGUCGGGAAAACGCAAGAAAUUCGUCACAUGUGUACUGUAGAGGCUGCAAAUUAAAGCCAAAAACGCACAUGCCUGCUGCAAAUGCUUUCAAUUUUGGGCGGAAUUUGAAAGCUUUGCAGUAAGUACACAUGUGACAGAUACGCAUGAAUUUCCUGGAUUUUCCCGACUUAGCCGUUUGCGCGAAGUCGGAGGAGCUGUUGCGUUUUUGUUAUUUUGUCCAAUCAUAUUGCAGAUGCAUGAAGCAUACAGUGUUGGUUUAAGGCUCUACUACUGCGAUAGAAGACGACGCGAAGAUGAAAUUCAAUGUUAUACGAUUUCGUGGAUGUAAGAGGUAGAUAAAUUAUGCGAUAACCAUAUGCUUUUUCGUAUUCAACCAAUCAAUAGGUAUCUAUCAUUCGCUUCUCUUCUUGCAAGGCGGACCUGAGCAGCUCGGACUUGAAGUGGUGCGAAAGCCAUAUUGGCGACAACAAGGAGAUAUCAAAUGUAAAAAUGUCUGGGUCUGGAAGAAUGCAUGUUUGUCAUACUUGUCUGACAUUACUAUUAAAUCUGUCAUGUACGUUGCCCAAGAGCCGCAUUUUUCUGUCAUGCGGAGACGCAAUUUGUCAUGCAGAAUAGGCAACACCUACAAGCUCAUAAAUUUGCCAUGCUGAGCCAGCACUUGUGGCCUCCUCAUGCUACGCCACUCAGCAUCACAAGUUUCCAGACCCAGACAUUUUUACAGUUGAUAGGAGAGGAUCGACGGGUCGCUGAUGGACAGCAUGGACACUUCCUCGUGGUGGGUAUGCAAUGUAAAUUUUCUCUACAUGUACAAAAUGCAUGACAAAUUUCGCUACCUUGCAGAGCCCAGCUUGUCAUGCUGCACUAUGAUUGAAGGCAAGUUUUGUCAUGCAGAAACCACAUUUGUACGUGUACGGGAAAUUUACUGUGGAUAGUGGGGCUGCCCAUCCUACAACGGGGAUAA